UAGAAAAAUCAAUAAAAAGUCAUUAGUUGAAUUGAAUAUUAAAUUAGCCGCACCUCCUUCUCCACUUGUGGAGCACAACCUCCUGAUAUUCAUCGCAGUCCAGACUUUACCAUGAAUUCAGCGAGUGCCAGAGUAAACAUCUUCACGUUCCGCGUCAGUCAAAAAGUGUUAUUCCUAAUGGGCCUGGCCCCGUACACCGCAAUCAUCGAAACUCCUCUCUCAAAUGUGUCCGAAAUAGUCAUCAAGUUUUCGUACUCCAGAAGAGGAUGUAUCUACAAUAUUACCCUAGCCACACUGAUAACCAUAACGGUGAUAACAUUAGUCCCAGAAAUCCUCAAAUUCAGUCAUCCAAAUUACGGUCCCCUCGUGAAGAUCAUUGACACUAUUCUGACCGGAUUGGGGAGUAUAGUUGUUGUGAUAACGAUUCUGAUGUGCUGUCAUCAUCAGCAGAAUAUUGUGAACGUUGGCAAUCAGCUGGGGGACUUUCACCAAAAAUUUAAGGUCAAAUUGUCGCAAAAGGUCACAAGUGAACUGAUGACAUGGGACUACUCUAUAAUAGUCUUAAUAUUCUUCGUAUUUUGCGUCGGCCUGGUCACUGCUAAUCUUCUUCUUUAUCAGUCCUACAUUCUUCUGUCGUUCCUCCCCAUGGCAAUAAUUUCCGCCAGCUUUAUCAUUCAGUACAGCCUGGCCGUUAAAACUCUGAAGGGAAUGAUCAGAUCCGUCAAUGAAUCCAUCUCCGAAAUGAACAACUGUUUGAUUGUAUUUCGGGAGGAGUCAUUUGUACCAGAAAAUACUGCAAACCCCCGGUCAAUCACCCGGAAUUUGACAGCUGUACGACGAGCGCGCGCUGUCAUUUGCAAAAUUGCCGAUCAAAUUAUUGAUAUUUACGGAAUACCGAGUUUGCUGAUUAUUUUCUACGCCUGUUGUUGCUGCGUUAGUGCGAUGUACUUUCUCAUAACUAAUUUCAUGAUUCAAGAGAGAUUGUUUCUUAACGCUGCGUCAUUGAAUGGUAUUAUGUGGGUUUUGCUGAUCAUCUUUCCAAUUUCACUUCUCAGCGAGAUGGUUAAAAGAUUCAACGCAGAGAUGUGGAGAACAGCUGAGCUCGUUUAUGAUUUUCGAGAGACUUGUGGCCUGAAUAAAGAUAUUAUUUACGAGCUGCAUGAUUUUGCUGUUGAAUUGCUACACAGAAAAGUCGAAUUCACUGCAUCCGGAUUUUUUUCUCUGGAUUGCACUCUUCUUCAUGCUAUAUUUGGAAUGGUCGUGACCUAUCUGAUAAUACUACUACAGUACAAACCUCUGGAUGUUUCAUCACAUUAAAACGAAUUUCCAACUCAUCACUCUACCCACUUCCAUGACACGAUUUUUUCAACGAUUGAACUUUCCCCG
Messenger RNA from Diachasmimorpha longicaudata, 1386 nucleotides. Its product is annotated as putative gustatory receptor 28b. The transcript has 4 exons. Gene Ontology annotation, biological process: male courtship behavior; chemosensory behavior; sensory perception of taste. Gene Ontology annotation, cellular component: neuronal cell body; membrane; axon. The coding region runs from base 112 to 1317 and encodes 401 amino acids. The record is from RefSeq and is a predicted model, not a curated record. NCBI's taxonomy places the organism in Eukaryota, Metazoa, Arthropoda, Insecta, Hymenoptera, Braconidae.